Molecule: messenger RNA, 1142 nt
Organism: Sphaerulina musiva SO2202
Lineage: Eukaryota; Fungi; Ascomycota; Dothideomycetes; Mycosphaerellales; Mycosphaerellaceae
Product: beta subunit of citrate lyase
Exons: 2
Coding region: 50-1057 (335 amino acids)
Biological process (GO): oxaloacetate metabolic process
Molecular function (GO): catalytic activity; magnesium ion binding
Source: RefSeq, a predicted model, not a curated record
ACGGCAUCCACCAAAAAUCCAGCAGAUACAAUCAUAAUAAUCUCACACCAUGGCCGCAGCUAAUACGGCCAAGCAAGUCAUUCGACGAGCACAGCUUUACGUCCCCGGCUCCUCGAUGCGCUUCCUCGAAAAAUCCCGUUCCAUCGCCUCCAUCGACAGCAUCGCCUACGAUCUCGAAGACAGCGUAACGCCCAGCAAAAAAGCCUCCAGUCGGCAAAACAUUCUCAACAUUUUAAACCGCGAUCGCGUCCCAGGGAUUCGUGAACAAGCCGUGAGAAUCAAUUCCGUAGAUUCGGGUUAUGCAUUGGAUGAUCUCUUGACAAUUUUGCAAGCGAAACAUCUCGAUUGUAUUGUUGUGCCGAAAGUGGAUGCGCCCAAGGAUUUGCUUUUUGUGAUGGAUGUUUUGAGGCAUGUUCUUCCGGAGAGACAUUCUUCUCAUCAUGAUGAGUCUGCUGGAGGAGGUGCAGGAACAACAGAAGGAACCAACCCGAUAAAAAUCAUCGCCCUAGUAGAAAGUGCCAAAUCCCUCAUCUCCCUCUCCUCCAUCUGUGAGGCCGGCUCCCCCUAUCUCUCAGGUCUAACCUUCGCCGCCGAAGAUUUCGCUCGCGAUCUCUCCCUAACUCGAACGCCGUCUUUGCAAGAAUUUCUCUUUGCGCGCUCGGCAAUCGUCACUGCGGCGCGCGCGUACAAUUUGCCGAGUGCGUUGGAUUUGGUGAGUACGACUUUUCGCGGAGAGGAGGGCACGAGGCAGAUUCGAGAGGAGAGUGAGGGUGGGAAGAGGUUGGGGUUUAAUGGGAAACAGUGUAUUCAUCCGGAUCAGGUGGGCGUUGUGCAGGAGGUGUAUAGUCCGAGUCGGGAGGAGGUGGAGUGGGCGGUGAGGGUGGUGGUGUGUGAUAAAAAGGCGGAUCAACAGGGGAGAGGGGCGUGGACGUUGGAUGGGAAGAUGAUUGAUGCGCCGGUUUCGGGAAAGGCGAGGGCGAUUGUGGCAAAGGCGGAAUUGUGUGGGUUUGAUGUUGCUGCUUUGCAGGAGAAGUUUAAGGAUGAGGAGCCGCAGUAAUUACCAUCGGUAGCUUUCACUGGGAGGGAUGGGGAAGGGGGUUAUUGCAGGAACAUCACGAACAUGUUUUCAUUUUCAUUUGGAG